AUGUUACAAGUUAUAAGAGCAAAGAAAUGCCUUGUCAGCGGGGUGUAUAAGAUUAUAGCGAAAGUCCUGGCAAACAGGUUAAAAGAGGUGCUGGGGAAAGUAGUGUCCAAGUUUCAGAAAGCAUUUGUAAAAGGGCGUCAGAUUUUGGACUCUGUGCUUAUUGCGAAUGAAUGCAUAGAUUCAAGAAUGCGGCUUAGGGUCCCAGGGAUGUUAUGUAAGAUAAAUAUUCAGAAGGCUUAUGAUCAUGUAAAUUGGGGAUUCCUGUUGUAUAUGCUUAGGCGUGUGGCUUUGGGGAUAAGUGGUGUAAAUGGAUUCAAUUCUGUAUUUUUACUGUUUCAUUCUCAGUUUUGGUCAUCGGAACACCCGAUGGUUAUUUCUAGAGAAGUAGAGGCUUGA
This is a messenger RNA of Olea europaea var. sylvestris, 396 nucleotides long. RefSeq lists its product as uncharacterized. The transcript is spliced from 2 exons. The record is from RefSeq and is a predicted model, not a curated record. Lineage: Eukaryota; Viridiplantae; Streptophyta; Magnoliopsida; Lamiales; Oleaceae. The coding region runs from base 1 to 396 and encodes 131 amino acids.